AUGACCCUUUUUUCUAGCCAAAGUCGACGAUCUCGCACUCCUCGUUACAUUCGUGCUCGCAGAUCAUCGCGAUCUUCAGGUUCCAGCAGACCGCUAGAAGCUGAUAUCAAAACAGCGAUCGGAGAUGAAGAAUACCAAAGGUCAAGGAGCUCUUAUGGGCGGUCACCUAUGUCGGAACCGUCCAAUCGCAGGAGACGAGUUUUGGAUGAAAUUUUCUCCGAUGCGACCUUAACGUCCAGUAAUAUAGAGGGACCCACAAGCGAAUUUGAGCUUCUGAAUAUCCGUCUUAUGAUAUUUGAACCUGGGCCUUUCAAGACUAUCAAACGUGUCCACAUAAGCAGGGAAAUGUCUGCUGCUUUAACACUGAAAGAAGCUAUCGAUGAAUUGAUGGACAGGAGAAAUGGGUGA
Cylicostephanus goldi is the source of this 408-nucleotide messenger RNA. The record is from the annotation of a GenBank genome assembly. NCBI's taxonomy places the organism in Eukaryota, Metazoa, Nematoda, Chromadorea, Rhabditida, Strongylidae.